GCAUCUCCCUGUCUCGCCCCGUGUCUCCGUGUCUCCUCUCUUGCCCCGCGUCUCCCUGUCUCGCUCCGUGUCUCCGUGUCUCCUCUCUUGCCCCGUGUCUCCCUGUCUCGCCCGGCGUCGUCUCCGCGAUGACCGCGCUGCGCCAUGCCCUGCAGAAGGAGGUGUUCACCCCGGCUGACGAGCGUCUGCUGAGCGUGGUGAGCGUCUGCAAGUCGGGGAAGAAGAGGAAAAGCUGCUUCCUGUGCGCCGCGGUGACGACGGAGCGCCCAGUCCAGGUCUCCAUCGUCAAGGUGAAGAAGGCGGACCGCGGCGAGCUCUACAAGAAGCAGAGCACAUGGCUCCUGCGGGACCUGGUGGUGGUGGACGGCAGAGACCCCGUCAAGGAGAGUGCGGAGUUUGAGCUACACCUGGACAAAGUGUACAAGUGGGUUGCGAGCAGCGUGGCCGACAAACACGGCUUCGUCUCGUGCCUCUGGAAGCUCAACCAGCGCUACUUGCGCAAGAAGAUCGAAUUCGUGGGCAUCAACCCAGCCCUGCUCGAAGAACUGGCCGAAGAGGCGAGCGGGCUCGGCGAGGGGGGCGGCGUUUCGGGGGGUCCCGGGGGAACGGGCGGCCCCGACGAGGCCGGCGAGGGGGACCCCCCCGACGACUACCAGGAGCUGACGUCGCGGGAGGAGGGCGACAUCGAGAAGAUGAUGGACGAGUGCCACACGGCCAUCGCCAACGCCGAGGCCUUCGCCGGGCGCCUCUCGCGGGAGCUGCACGUCCUGGACGGGGCGAACAUCCAGUGGAUCAUCGCGUCGGAGCAGCAGGUGGGCACGCUGAUGUCGCUGCUGGACGAGGCGCUGGGCGAGGCGGACCGCGUGGAGCGCACGCUCGCCUCCUACGAGGACAUGCUGCGGUCCGUGCGCCAGCAGAUGGAGCAGGUGUCGCAGAGCAACCGCCUGGUGCAGCUCGCCCACGCCAACUCCCGCCAGCUGCUGCAGGAGGUGGACUACCUGGUGAACCAGCUGAAUCUGUCCCGCGGCCACGUUCAGGCGCUGAACCAGGGCGACCUGACCACGUCGCGGGGGAUCACCGCGUGCAGCGCCGCCGCGGAGGCGCUCACGCAGUGCAUGGGGGUGCAGCUGCACCCGGGACACGGCAAGCUGCAGGCGGUAGUGGAGCAGAAGAUCAAGUUCGAGACCUUGAGACAGAACUUCACCAAACGGCUGUCGUACCACCUCAACAAUAUGUUUGUGCAGCAGGGCAUAGCUGGACCUGGAGGCCCCCACGUCACCGGGGAGCUGUCCCUUCCUCGCCACGCGGCCUUCCAGCGCGACCUGCUGCCCUACGCCAUGCUCAUGGGCUGGCUCAAGGUCACCGACCAGGACGUCUUCACCCAGCUCGCAAAGGUGUACUCGCAGAACCUGAGCCGCCUCUACGAGAAGGAGAUCCGGGAGUUCAUGGAGAUGGCCAAACAGAGACUGCUCACCUCGUCCCGAGACUCACGCAAGCUGUUCACUCAGCGCCGACCCAGCCUCUCCCGUCUUGAGUCCUCCCAGGUGGCUAUGAGCAAGUUGACCGGCUCCUCCUCCAGCCUCAAUAAGCUGGGGGGGGGCGGGGGUGGCGGCGCCGCUGGUGGGGGGGGAGCCCCCACCCGGGGCUCGGCUUCCUCCUCCCUGUCCGACGUGGGCAACAUGUCCUCGUCCGACCUCGACAUCAGCGACCACAGCAAGUUCGACAAGAUCUUCGAGCAGGUGCUGGUGGAGCUAGAGCCCGCGUGUCUCGCCGAGCAGGACUUCCUCUGCAAGUUCUUCAACCUCCAGCUGCCUCCCCCGCAGCCCCGCACCACGCAGACUCAGGGAACCCCCACGCAGGGAGACACGGAGUCUGACGGACUGAUUGCGAGUCGCCAGAAGCUGCCCCCCUCCUCGCCAGACCUCCCCAAGGAGGACGCGGCGAUCCUGCGCCAGAUGAUGUCGGAGAUCUUCCAGUGCGUGGAGCUGGAGGUGGCGGGGCUCAUCGCAGUGGGGGACCGCGUGGAUGCGCUCACCUCGCUGCACAUGCUCGUCAAGAUGAGCCACCACGUGUGGACGGCUCAGAGCCAGGACCCCACCUCCUUCCUCAGCACCACGCUUGGCAACGUCCUCGUGCUCAUCAAGCGCAACUUUGACCGGCUCAUCUCGACGCAGACGCGGCAGAUGGAGGAGGUGAAGAUCGGCAAGAAGAGCAAGGUGGCGGUGCUGCCGUUCGUGUCGGCGUUCGAGGAGUUUGCCGAACUUGCCGAGGGAAUCUUCCGCAGCGCGGAGCGCAGGGGGGACCUUGACAAGGCCUACGCCAGGCUCAUCCGUGCCGUGUUUGACAACGUGGAGAAGGUGGCGGCCGAGAGCCAGAAGACCCCGCGGGACGUGGUGCUCAUGGAGAACUACCACCACCUCUUCGCCACGCUCUCCCGCCUCAAGAUCAGCAGCCUGGACGCGGAGCGGCGCGACGCCAAAAACAAAUACGCAGAGCACCUGCAGGCCUACGUCACGUCCUACCUGGGCCAGCCACUCCCCAAACUCAACGUAUUCUUUGAGGGCGUGGAGGCGCGCGUGGCGCAGGGCGUGAAGGCCGACGAGGUGGGCUACCAGCUGAUGUUCAGCAAGCAGGAGCUGCGCAAGGUGCUGCGCGAGUACCCGGGCAAAGAGGUGAAACGCGGCCUCGAGAACCUCUACAAGAAGGUGGACAAGCACCUGUGUGAGGAGGAGAACCUGCUGCAGGUCGUGUGGCACUCCAUGCAGGAGGAGUUUAUCCGUCAGUACAAACACUUCGAGGGACUCAUCUCUCGCUGCUACCCGGGCGCCGGGAUCAGCAUGGAGUUCAGCAUCCGUGACAUCCUGGACUACUUCUCCCAGAUCGCACAGGCACACUGACACCCCGCACAAUCACGCACACUGACACCCCCGCACAGGCAGACGCACACAACACGCAACAUGCACACCGCCCCCCCCCCCGGUGAAAGGGCCGGCACAGCGGCACUCCCACGACGUGGUGGUUUGGCCAGCACCACGCACAGAGUGCGGUGAUGCGCUAACCACCACACUACCGCCGCACGCACGCCGCACACACGCACACACGCACGCACGCGUAUGCGUGUAUGUAUAUAUUUAUACGCACUUUGCUCGCGCUUUGCACGUGUUCACGGGUGUUGAACCUGGGUGAUGGGUGACCUGAGGCCUGUCCGCAUAGAAACCUCCUCGCCCCCCCCCCUACACACCCAGCCCCCCUGCCAUGUGUUAGACUCCCCACUCACCCCCGCUCCCCCCCCCACGUGCCCCCUCGUUCUCCCGCCCCUCUGCCGCUCGCUCGUCUAGUCCAGUCGAGGCGUCGUUCGCUAGCGGUGACGGAUAAUUAACCCAAUUAACGCACCCCAGUUUGCUCGCUGCGGCGGCGACCAGCCGCCUCCUUGUCGCUGUUCGGUAGCUGCUGCUGUGGUUACGGUUCCCGUGAACGUCGUUGAAGACUCGGCCUCUACCAGAAGGCUGUUUCCUCUCCUGCUGCACCAUACCGCGUUCAGCCAGCUCACUGCUGCAGGUAUCCACCCAUGCAAUCUCCCAACCAGCCACUCAUUCAUCCACUCACUCACCCACUCACCCACUCACCCACCCACUCAACCACUCACUCACCC
Messenger RNA from Petromyzon marinus (sea lamprey), 3652 nucleotides. It is a transcript of the gene EXOC1, whose product is annotated as exocyst complex component 1. Gene Ontology annotation, molecular function: phosphatidylinositol-4,5-bisphosphate binding. The record is from RefSeq and is a predicted model, not a curated record. NCBI's taxonomy places the organism in Eukaryota, Metazoa, Chordata, Hyperoartia, Petromyzontiformes, Petromyzontidae. Gene Ontology annotation, biological process: exocytosis; Golgi to plasma membrane transport. Gene Ontology annotation, cellular component: exocyst; plasma membrane.